AUGUUACUUUUCAACUUUGUCCUCCUCCUGAAUUUCCUCUAUUCGAUAAAGGUUAAUUUUGGGAAAUCUUCUCAAGAACUCAACUAUUGUGUUAUUUUUAUAGACAAUAAUCAUUCAAAUAUAUAAUUUACUACUUAUAUUACACAUUUUAAUGCUUUUUUUUAAUAAGUCAAUGAAAAUAAUAAUCCUAAAAUAUUUGGAGAAAACAAUUAAAACAAUCCAUAACUUUAAAUAAAAUAAAAUUAAUCUUUUUCCCAUAUCUUAAUCCCUACUUUAAUAUUAAAAAUAAAUAAAUUGCCUUUUAAACAUAAGUCUAUAGGAUUUGUUGCAAAUUAUUCUUACAGCUAUUUAAAACUUAUCUAAAAAAAGAGAUACCAUAUAUUGAAGAUUUCAUCCAAAAAAUGA
Paramecium pentaurelia is the source of this 405-nucleotide messenger RNA. NCBI's taxonomy places the organism in Eukaryota, Ciliophora, Oligohymenophorea, Peniculida, Parameciidae. The record is from the annotation of a GenBank genome assembly.